AGUUCUUAACUUCAUCACUUUUUUUUUAUAUAUACAUCCCAUUUUCCCUAUUCCAACUUUCACUCCUUCCCUCUCGAAAAUCAAACAUGACAAAAUUAGGAUUUUACUUCAUAUCCAUUCUUCUAUCUUUAUCACUUCCUUCACUUCAUUCUCAUACACUUUCAACCACUUCACAACUUGAUAUCUCUAAAUCCAUCCUAAACACCCUAAAUGUGAUAACAGCAAUAUCUAAUCCCGUCAAAGAAAACGAAUCCAAAACGACUUCGUUUUCUGAAAACAUUUCCCCCUCCUCAUCAUUCCUCUCAUUACAACUUCAUCCACGAGCCACGGUUCACAAAUCCACUCACCAAAAUUACGAGUCACUCACAUUGUCCCGACUUGCUCGUGACUCGGCACGAGUCAAGGCAAUUCAAACAAAAGUUAACUUAGCCGUUAAUGGUUUCACAAAAACCGAUCUUAAACCAUAUGAUAUUAAUGAUGAUGUUAACACCCAUGAAGAGUUACAAGUUCCCGUUAUUUCCGGAGCUGGUCAAGGAAGUGGUGAGUAUUUCUGCCGCAUUGGAAUCGGUCAUCCACCGAGUCAAGUAUAUAUGGUGUUAGAUACAGGAAGUGAUGUAAACUGGCUACAAUGUGCGCCAUGCGCAGAUUGUUACCAACAAGCUGACCCGAUAUUCGAGCCAGCUACUUCGUCUAGUUACUCUCCACUCACGUGCGACGCACGUGAGUGCAAGUCACUAGACGUGUCAGAGUGUCGUAACAAUACAUGUUUGUACGAAGUCUCCUACGGUGAUGGGUCAUACACUGUAGGAGACUUCGUAACAGAAACUGUUACAUUUUCUCAAGGAAAUGUUAUUAAAAAUAUUGCUAUAGGUUGUGGACAUAAUAAUGAAGGAUUGUUUGUUGGGGCUGCUGGAUUAUUGGGCCUUGGUGGUGGUCCAUUGUCUUUCCCUUCGCAAAUCAAUGCGACAUCGUAUUCGUAUUGUCUUGUUGAUCGUGACUCUGACGUGGCGUCUACUAUCGAAUUCAACCUUGAACCUUUGUUAAAAGAGAGUGUCAAUGUUAUUAAAGCUCCCUUGUUAAGCAAUAACAAAUUGAGUACGUUUUAUUAUAUCGGGUUAAGAGGGAUGAGUGUGUCAGGUAAAAUGGUACACAUCCCGUCGUCAGUAUUUAAACUGACUAACGACGGAGAUGGAGGUGUGAUCGUGGACUCUGGGACCGCGAUCACCAGGUUAAGAAAAGACGCGUACAACGCGUUACGAGAUGCAUUUGUUGGAAAAUUAAGUAAGGAUAUGGUGAAAGUGGAUGGUGUGGCAUUGUUUGAUACUUGUUUUGAUUUGGGAAAGAAAAAGAGUGUACAAGUGCCAACGGUCUCAUUUCAUUUUAGUAACGGUAAAGUGUUGGAUUUAGCGGCUAAGAAUUAUAUGAUACCGGUUGAUUCAAAUGGGACGUUUUGUUUUGCGUUUGCUCCUACAUUGGGUUCAUUGUCGAUUAUUGGAAAUGUACAACAACAAGGGACACGUGUCAGUUAUGACCUUGAAAAUAAGCUCAUUGGAUUCUCACCUAAUGAAUGCUAAAAAAUUAUAACGUUAUCUCUCUUGGAUGUGUCUAAAGUGCUUUGUGACUUCGGGAGAAACUAUGGUCUUCUUAUUUAUCUUGUCGGGUCUGGCAUAUAGUAUGGUGAAAUCAGAAUUGAACAUGAUGUGUAGGAUAUUAUAUUUAAUUUUUCAUAAUUAUUUUACAUCCAUCAUAUCAAGU
Molecule: messenger RNA, 1755 nt
Organism: Erigeron canadensis
Lineage: Eukaryota; Viridiplantae; Streptophyta; Magnoliopsida; Asterales; Asteraceae
Product: protein ASPARTIC PROTEASE IN GUARD CELL 1-like
Exons: 2
Coding region: 87-1574 (495 amino acids)
Biological process (GO): proteolysis
Molecular function (GO): aspartic-type endopeptidase activity
Source: RefSeq, a predicted model, not a curated record